AUGUGCCGGUACUACGCCCACGCCUUCGUGUGCAAGCAUGUCACGCACAGCUUCGCCAGCUUCUGCAAGCCCGCCAGCAUGAUCCAGACGGCGUGUGGCGAGCGCCAUAUUUGGCAGACCAUCCGCAUGGACGAAGCCUGCGACGAGUGCAAGGCAUGGUACUCGCCACCUCAGCCUGCCUAUGUUCACGCGCCCGCGCGGAGGACAGUCAGAAGGUGA
Messenger RNA from Lasiosphaeria miniovina, 219 nucleotides. RefSeq lists its product as uncharacterized. The record is from RefSeq and is a predicted model, not a curated record. The transcript has a single exon. Lineage: Eukaryota; Fungi; Ascomycota; Sordariomycetes; Sordariales; Lasiosphaeriaceae. Bases 1 to 219 code for a protein of 72 amino acids.